GACGAUUGUAUCGUCAUGAAUUCUCAGUGUUCUUCCAAUAAAUGCAGCUGUAUACAAAAUUAUGCCGCUCAUUCUAAUGACGUGUGUACACCACGUACGUAUAACAAUUAUUAUAAGUGAAAAAAUUUUUUAAUAAUGUACAUAGGAGAGAAAGGGUAGGAAUGGGGUACUUCCAAAAUUUUGUGAGUAAAUUUUGGUUUUUAAAAGAUUAUUUAAAUAUUCAAAAAUCACUUUUGGAGUGGCACGUGGCAAACCGCCAGGGUACUUUCUUAUGCAUCCUGUUAGCCCCCCCUCCUUUCCUCCCCUAUAUCCAUUUAUAUAUAAAUUUUUUAUUCUUAGUCUUACUGGAUAAAACAUGUACGAGUUAUAAAGAUUGUAAAAACAUUGAGAACUCUUACUGCUCGAUACACGAAAGAUGUUUAUGUAGCUCAGAUUAUAUUUCAAUAAAUGGCACAAAAUGUGUAGAACCUCUAAAUCAAUUUUGUACUAAAAGUAAACCAUGUAUGACACAAAAUUCCAUUUGUAUUAAUAAUAAAUGUCAAUGUAAACCCAAUUUCGUUAAACAUUUAAAUGCUGAAUGUAUACCGAUGGUAUUCGAUGAUAUUUGUUACGAAGAUUCUCACUGCGUUGAUAUUGGACAGAAGUGUUCCAGCAAUCAAACAUGUGUUUGUAAAGAUAAUUAUAUUGCACUGAGUAGCACAAAAUGUGCACCUCUUUUAAAUGGUUAUUGUUUGAGUGAUAAAGAUUGCUAUGUAAAAAACUCAAUUUGUGUCUCAAGUAGAUGCCAAUGUCUAUCCGAACACUUGCCUCAUUCUAAUUAUGAAUGUGAACCUAAUUUAUUGGGAAAACCGUGUGCAACAGACAUAGAUUGUAAAAAUAUAAAAAAUUCAAGAUGUUCAUCAGAUAAUGUAUGUGCUUGUGGAUUGCAUUACUUUGCGUUUGAUAAGUUUCUUUGUGAACCAAUGUUACAUGGAUUUUGUUCAAGUGAUACCGACUGUUAUUCUAAUUCAUUCUAUUGUUCUUAUAAUCGAUGUCAAUGUAAAAGUAAUUACACGGCAGUAUCCGUUAACCAAUGUGUUGAAACACACUUGUUGAGUUCUUGUACUGAUGUUUCGGAGUGCAGUGAUUCAUGGCAUUCAACCUGUUUACCUGAAGGAAAAUGUGUUUGUGCAUUGAAUAAUAUAGCAGUCACAGCAUCAGUAUGUCUGCCAAUUUUAAACGGAUAUUGCUGGGAAGAUGAUCAAUGCAUGGCUGAGAAUUCUGCUUGCAUUGAUUUUCGAUGCAAAUGCAAACAAAAUUUUGUUACUAUUGCUAAUAAUCAUUGCAUAUAUGUUGACACGAAGAAAAUGUGAAUAACGGUAGACCAUGUGGACCUGCUGGUGAACCUUUUCUCGUAGGGUUGAGUUGCUGUAACUGUAAUACAUGUCCAC
Molecule: messenger RNA, 1430 nt
Organism: Microplitis demolitor
Lineage: Eukaryota; Metazoa; Arthropoda; Insecta; Hymenoptera; Braconidae
Product: rh5-interacting protein-like
Exons: 4
Coding region: 162-1352 (396 amino acids)
Source: RefSeq, a predicted model, not a curated record